Chlamydomonas reinhardtii is the source of this 3760-nucleotide messenger RNA. RefSeq lists its product as uncharacterized. The record is from RefSeq and is a predicted model, not a curated record. Bases 101 to 856 code for a protein of 251 amino acids. The transcript is spliced from 7 exons. NCBI's taxonomy places the organism in Eukaryota, Viridiplantae, Chlorophyta, Chlorophyceae, Chlamydomonadales, Chlamydomonadaceae.
CACCGCGCUAAGUCCUCGCACAUGACACAAACUUCUUUCACUGCUUAGAUCCCUGCGCGCCCAGUGCUCAGAGUCAGAGACCCAUCAGACAGGCAGCGAAAUGGCGAGCCCGCUCUGCGCUCACGUCGCAGCGGGCAACCUGUCACAUGCAGGCUUCAGUGGGAGGACUCAGCCUGCUCCAUAUAGCUCUGGUCAACGAACCCAGCGACUAGGUGCGGAUGCACCGCGCGCUUAUGGAGAGGGAUCCGGCGCCUCUACCAGUGUGACGCAGGAAGCUACAGUCGCUGGCAGCAUUAAAGUGCGGGUGACCCCACCAAAACCCGCCUCGGUACCGCCAUCCCCGCCCUCGCUCAUCCACAGCCCGGUCUACGUGCAGAACAAACUCAUCAAGCCCACGGCCUCGGCCGACGGGGCGGCGGUGCUGCCUCCCUCCUCGGCCGGCGGGGGUUACGGGGACGAGGAGGAGGAGGGGGCGGGUGGCGCCAACGUGCUCCUGUCGGCACUCAGGAAUGUGGACCGCAGCCUGGACGAGCUGGAGCAGAACCCCCUGCCGCUGCAGCGGGAGAUCUACGAGCUCAGCCGCAGCCCCGUGGGCACCGCCACAGGCUCGGCGCUGACCACCGCGGCCAAGGUGACUGUGGCCGCCACCAAGGAGGCGGUGAAGGCGGCUGUGCCGGUGGGGCGGUGGGUGCUGCGCGAGGGGGCGCGGGCCGCUAUGGCGCUCGUGAGCCGGGCCGCGGCGGAGGCGGCACGGAAGCAGGUGGAGGGCGGCACCGGCACCACCAAGAUAUCCGUCAAGAAGCGGCCGGAGGGCGGCAGCGGCGGCGGCAGCAGCAGCAGCAAGGGGAAGAAGUGAGGGGAGCAAGGGGGAUUACAAGGUUAAAGCAUUGGGAACAGGAUACAAGGGGGAGGGGGGUAGUCCGGGGCGGUGGCGGCGGUGGCAGUAGCUGCGGGGUCCGCUGGAGGAGAAGGUAGGGUGGCAGUAGCAGCGCGGCGAGGAGCACGGGGCAGGGGUAGGGGGACAUGUUUGGGAGCGCAAUAGCAGCAGGAGCAGCAGCUAUGGCAGCAGGAGCAGCAGCUGGUGGGCAGGAAUGGGGCUGUGGCGGCGGCAGCGGCGGGUCAUAUCAGGUGGAAGCCGCACACAGCUGUAGCAAAAGGACGGGACAGGUCUGAGGCGGGCUAUUUUAUCCGCAUGCAUGCACCGGCGUGGCAUAGAAAGAGCUGUGUAUUGUAUUUCAUGGACGCACCUAGCUAGCUAGGAGGUUGUUGCUGCUGACGUGGAAUUGGCGUUUAGCCAAUGGAAGUAUGAGGCGAUAACAGGUCUGUGAUGCCCUUAGAUGUUCUGGGCCGCACGCGCGCUACACUGACGCGACCAACGAGCCUAUCCUUGGCCGAGAGGCCCGGGUAAUCUUGUAAACCGCGUCGUGAUGGGGAUAGAUUAUUGCAAUUAUUAGUCUUCAACGAGGAAUGCCUAGUAAGCGCGAGUCAUCAGCUCGCGUUGAUUACGUCCCUGCCCUUUGUACACACCGCCCGUCGCUCCUACCGAUUGGGUGAGCUGGUGAAGUGUUCGGAUUGAGCUUGGCUGGGGCAACCUGGCCUUGCUUGAGAAGUUCAUUAAACCCUCCCACCUAGAGGAAGGAGAAGUCGUAACAAGGUUUCCGUAGGUGAACCUGCGGAAGGAUCAUUGAAUCUAUCACAAUCCACACCGCGAACUAACACUGUUGGCCUCCGUCUGUGUAAAAGCAAACGGGCCAGGUCUGGGCGCAAUGUAAAAGUUACGCCUGGCCUGGGUUGCCGCAAGGCAUCGGUCUCUUAUACUAACCAACCAACACCAAACCAAAACUAAAUUAAAACCGAGUAUCUAGCUUAGAGCUAGUGCUCACUAACCAAGACAACUCUCAACAACGGAUAUCUUGGCUCUCGGAUCGAUGAAGAACGCAGCGAAAUGCGAUACGUAGUGUGAAUUGCAGAAAUACGUGAAUCAUCGAAUCUUUGAACGCAUAUUGCGCUCGAGGCUUCGGCCAAGAGCAUGUCUGCCUCAGCGUCGGGUUAAUACUCGCCCUACUCCAACACACUUGUGUGUUUGGAGCAAGAGCGGACCUGGCUGUCUCGGUGUUUGAUUUUCGGAUCAGACGCCGGGUCAGCUGAAGUACAGAGGUUGAUGCAUGGACCCGCUUAUGGGCCUCUACUGGGUAGGCAACUCGUUGCUAAUGCUUUAGUAGAUGGCUUGGAGCUGUGCUUGUCGACCCAAACCAGGAACUUUGGCCCUGUGCCGAAGCAAACCCCUAUUUUCUCGACCUGAGCUCAGGCAAGAUUACCCGCUGAACUUAAGCAUAUCAAUAAGCGGAGGAAAAGAAACUAACAAGGAUUCCCCUAGUAACGGCGAGCGAACCGGGAAUAGCCCAACUUGAAAAUCUUCCCAGGGCCGAUGCCGAUGUCUCCGGGCUCGCUUGCGUUACCGCCAGCCGCCUUGUCCAAGUAAGGGAAUCUUAACCCUUUUCCCUUUCGAUGGGCAGCGCGAAUCGCGCUCUUCACACAGGAUUACCCCAUCUCUUAGGAUCGACUAACCCAUGUCCAAUUGCUGUUCACAUGGAACCUUUCUCCACUUCAGUCUUCAAAGUUCUCAUUUGAAUAUUUGCUACUACCACCAAGAUCUGCACUAGAUGCCGAUUCACCCAGGCUCACGCCAGAGGCUUAGUCUCGACACCCACGCCCUCCUACUCAUGGAAGCGUCGCACUUGCUUCCAUGGCCGAGUAUAGGUCACGCGCUUAAGCGCCAUCCAUUUUCGGGGCUAAUUGAUUCGGCAGGUGAGUUGUUACACACUCCUUAGCGGAUUUCGACUUCCAUGACCACCGUCCUGCUGUUUAUAUCAAUCAACACCCUUUGUGGGAUCUAGGUUAGCGCGUAGUUUGGCACCUUAACUCGACUAUCGGUUCAUCCCGCAUCGCCAGUUCUGCUUACCAAAAAUGGCCCACUUGGAGCUCACAUUGAAUGUGCCGGUUCAAUUAAGCAACCGACACGUCUUACCUAUUUAAAGUUUGAGAAUAGGUGAAGGAUGUUUCAUCCCCCGAACCUCUAAUCAUUCGCUUUACCCGAUAAAACUGAUCAAGCUCCAGCUAUCCUGGAUGGAAGGUAGGAUGGGUGUGAGCCUGCCGCGUGGGACCUGGCGGUGUGCGUCGAGGGCGCGAGUGUGCUCAGUUCCUCUUGAAUUGGUAUGUUUAGCUAGAAUGGUGAGGCCGAAGCCAGAUGAAAAUUGUUGCUGUAUUAUAUUCUUUGCAUUCGCAUUUGGCCAGACUUCGGAGGCUGCACAACUGCAGUGAGAUGUCGAUGUAUAACAACAGACGUGCGCGAACGUAUAUGGGGGGCUGGAUAGAGUUCGAGAAGUCAAAGAUUUUACGGAGAAGGGGUGGGACUGGGCAGUUCUGACGGCACCUGUUGACGCAAACUGGCGGCCAGCCGGCCACAGUCGAAUGUGGUUCGACCGUGGGCGACGGUGGGCGUGUGCGGCAUGUGUGCCGGCGCCCCGUACGCCUCGCCUGCGUGCCCUGCGGCUUUCGAUGCAAAGCAGGGCGGGAUGAGGCCACGAGGGGGAAGGGCACACGGAGUCGGGGACGUUCAAACUCCUAACUACCACGACUCGUGCUACUGCGGACGGCAACGGAGGCCACGGGGGUCCGGACUCGACGCCAAGCACGGCGCACGGAACCCACAUCGGCGCAUGCGGCGGUGGGCGGAGUUGAACUUGCAGUAGCCGAGCCG